CUCCAAUAAUCUCACCGCCGAGUAGCUGAGGUUUUGUUCACCAUGUUGGAGCAACUGUUCAUCGUAGUUGCCGUGUGACCAAUACUUUUAUCAUGUCAGCGGCUCCACCGGAGCGCCGCGGGCCCAGAGAGUAGCGGUUCAGCCGGGGGAGCGUCUCCCUCCCUGCAGCGGGCUCACCGACUCUCGGCGACACGGACGAAAGGACUUGUGUUUUGAUUUGGGGAUAACACGGACACAGAUUAGCUCCAAGCUGUCAGCUGAGCACUACUGUCUCCUGUCCAGCUCCUGGCAGCCGCAGGAGAACUGAUCCCGCAUUAACAGGAUUCACUUUUCCCCGCAUUGUUAUUUUGCCUGGAUGCUUUUCCAGCCUGCGGGAGGACAGGAGGACGCACACCGAGCACCAGGCAGCUGUCGAUGGGGGAAAUAAGUUGUCUCGCCGAGGAUUUAUCCUGUGUUUUGAGUCAUGGUGGAAGCUUCGUGUCUGUCCGGCUGAUGGGGGUUUGUGUGCGGGCGCUUGGCUCGGUGGCUCGGUGUAAUAAUAAUAUGUGAGUGCGGUGGACGACCGAGGCCUGGGCCUGCCUGCCUGCCUGCUUGUCUGUGCGCGCUGUUGUUUUGUGGCCUGGGCUGGGAAACACCUCCUCUGCACUGGAUCAGCAGCGUUAAUCACGGCCCCGCAGAUUACAGGGAGGCUCUCUGGAUUCAGUUUGAGGGGGAAUAGAUGCUGUGUGGAGCCCCGGAGCCGGAUCACAGCGCGAGGCAAACUUGGACUGAGUUAAAAGAUGAACGCGCUGCCCCCCAUGUGACAAGCUCUCAAUCUGACUGAGGUUCACUGAGGAGGGAGGGGGCGCCACCUCCAUCAUGAGGGACAUCUAGGGCCAAACAGUUUUUCUUCAGUGAGGGGGGCGCGGGUUGUUUUCUCUUCAGUGUUUUGGUUUCUCAUUGUUAGUGGAUACACUGUUUGAUGCUGCACGCGCGCUCAUGAUAUGAUUUCCGUUAUGAGCCCCGGGCUGCAGCAGCCUGAUGGUGUGCAGGCAGAGAAUUUAAUUUAGAGGAAGUGGGUCAGAUCCUGGUUGGCAUUAUGAUAAGGAGGGACUCCCCGCAGACCCAGAGUAGCUGUUGUUGGACCAUUUAAAGCUCAGACCUGAUUUCUACAUGUUUCUGUAGUGGUUGUGUUGCAGCCUGGUCGCCAUUAUCAUCACUUUUAGACGCUUUCCGCAUCAUUUUAUGGCUCUUUGCGGCACAGCGGCUACAAAUGUUUCAAAAAUGAUGGCUGCUUAUAACGGUGGCUCCUCAGCAGUGGCUGCCCAUCACCCGCAUCACCACCACCAGCUGCAGCACCUCCCGCCCCCCCACAUGCACCACCACCACCACGCGGGCCAGCAUCACCUGCAGCACCCGGGCUCCGCCGCUGCCGUGCACACGGUCCAGCAGCACGGCUCCACGGCGGCAGCUGCGGCGGUGAUGCUCAACCCCGGCCAGCAGCAGCCAUACUUUCCCUCCCCAGCACCCGGGCAAGCCCCCGGGCCGGCGGCGGCCGCGGCUCCCGCACAGGUUCAAGCCGCAGCAGCUGUCAAAGCUCACCACCACCACCAUCACCAUCAGCAGCACCAGCAGCAGCAGCACCACCUCCAACAGCAGCUCGACAUAGAGCCUGACAGACCCAUCGGAUAUGGAGCGUUUGGGGUCGUUUGGUAGGUUCACUUCACUGUAUACACCUCCUAGACAGAGCAGAGUUCGUUCAUGUUUUGGUCCAUUUUACCUUCAUGCAUGCCAAGCUGCAGUGUUUUCAAGGAAAGCACAUGUACCAGUAUGAAAAUUUACCUGAUACUCUUAGAGUUGAGGUAGUUUUUCAGACUAGCACUUUUAAAGGUUAGAACAUCUUUGCAAUCUGGCCGGUAGUGAAGCAAAGUUUUUUUUAUCUAUUUUAUUUGUUCUUUAUUUUUUACUGGGGUGGCCUAUCUUAAACAGUUACUUUUGUGGGGGUAACCAGGAAUGGUAAACAUUGAGACUCAUCCCAAACCUGGAGUUAAAACCACUUCUCACAAAAAAUAAAAAAUGAUGGCUAAAAAAAGUUAUAUUCUUGUUUUAUUUCUAACUUUUAAGUGUUAUUUAAUGGAGUGGUGACAGUCAAGUCUGCUGAGAUGAUUGUUUGAUGACUCAAAAUAAAAUGCUUUUCCAAAGUCGACAAAUGCAGCACCAAGAAAAGAAUGAUAAAAAAAUAUUACCAACCAGGUAAAUAUCACAAAAAACUGCCUCUGACAAGACAAGUAGCCAAUCCUGGUUUGGGAUCUUAAGGUGACCAGUCAGAUUUCAGGCCACCCCUUGACACCGCCCCACUGCUAACAUGCUGAACAUACUAUGUGCUGUUAUGUUCAGACACUUUUGUGCAGAAAAGGGUGAAAUGCUUGUUGUGAUUUUGGCUGCAUGUACUUAGUAGUUUGGAUUUGCAUUACAGGCUGUGUAGAAUCAAGUGUCUGGGGUUCUUGAUCCAUAGUUAGUUUGGUCCUUGUGUCAAAAUAUCACAGCAUACUGAAGGCUGUUGUAUCUGUCUGUUUCCUCUACACACAUGUGGACCCUGACAUUGACUUUACUGUGUGUGUUUUUCAGAGCACCAGGUUCAGGGUCCAGUAAAGCAUGUACAUUUCAGUUUGGCUUCCAAACAUUUCUUUGCAUUAGCCCAGUGUUCUUCAGCCUAUGUGGUGCCCUGGGGUGUGUUUCUUUUCCCUAUCAUUGAACUUUUGCAAAGCUACAGUUUUGAUGACCUGAUGACCUGUUGUUUCAUCAAUCUGCUAUUCACUCCCUGAUUGGCUGCAUGUGUAGGCGCACUACAGAGACCUGCAGAACAGAGAAAAAAUGUGAUCCAUGUCUCUUGUCAUACUCUUGCCAUACAGCUGCAGACUGAGACUGGCAAAAGUCUUGGGUCAUAUUUUAUAUGGCUAUUUUUUUUUAACAUUAGGGGUAGAAAACUAGUUUGGGGUCUACAUUGGUACCAAUGUGGAACCCAGAUUAUCUGGCAAAGCUGCAAAUUGCAGAUCUGGUCUUACACCCCUUGAACUGCUUGCAGACUCAUCUAAACUAGCCUGAAAAUAUCAAAAAUCUUUAAUUUGAAGGUUUUGAAAUGGCUGGUGCCAUUCAAAAAACUGUCACAAGUUAAGGAUUUGAUGCUUCUGUAUGUUCAAACCAAAAGCUAAACAGUACUUUUGGACUUUGGCUGCUCACAUACAGCGACAAUAGCAAGAGUCUUUCAAAGCACAGUGAGAAAUGUGGGGUCCAUUAAUGUCCAGCUGCUAAGAACACAUCAGGUAGGCACACUGUGGCAGUGGGUGAAGGGACUCCAGUCCACAUUAUUAUCUUCUCCUGCUCCUCAUACUUGAGUGUCAAAUAAAGAUUUACAGUAUAUGCUGCUGAAAUAGUCCCAAACAGGCACAUAUUUCUUUUGCUUUCAUUUAUUUAUUUGAAAAUACAAACAACAUAUGUCGAAGUUAAAUACUGAUUAUAAACAUUACUGUAAGAGGGCAAGGGUUUCAUUUACUGUGACUAUUUUGGAAAUUGUAAAAACGACUGUUUCUUCAGCUGUUGGCACUUGACCCGUUGCACCAGUGUUGGGAGUUAGAAAUUAGGAUUAAAAAAAUCCUCUGUCUUGUUUCUCACAUCACUUUGUGAGAACUUUGGUGCUGAAGUUUGCAGUGUGUCCUCCAAAGAAGAGGGCUCAGGGUUUGAACCACUUCUUUAAAACCCUUUCUAUGAAAAGGAACAUGGACAAAGUUACAAAAGCAGUAAAUAAAGAACAAUAACAUAAAUCAAAAUAGUCCAAGUAGUAUUAUUCCUAAAUGGCAAUUGUCAUUAAAAAAAAAUUCCAUUUAGUGCCUUUACAGUGUUUGGGUUUUUGGUUUCUGUGGAAACAAAAUACAGUCUCCCACAAAGAGGCAAAGUCUCUGAAAAUGUGGUCCAUGACAGAUCUUCUGUACAGAGUUUGAGCCACUUCCUGUAAAAUUAGUCUUAGUCAUGUCACUUGUUGGUUUCUGAAAGGGUAAGAUGUGACCCAUCGAUCAUUGGAAAUGCUGACUCUCUCAAACUUUUGAUCAGUAUAGAAAUAGACGAAGAGGAGGAGCAGAGGCCGGCCCUUCGCCACUUACAAAUAGCUAUAAUGCACCAACCUGUCAAACAACUCACCAUGCCAUUUAUUAUGCAAAUGGAUGCAUAACUUUAAGUCUUAAUGAAUAAACAGAAAAUGUUCACCUCUAACAUUUUCCAUAUGUAAGAAAUGAGCCUUUGUGACAAAAGCUGUUGAUUUGUAUAAUUUUGCUGGUAAAAAUGGGCUUUUUAAUACCAGUCAUGUUUUCCUUCAGGCUUGCACUGGUCUUCUUGUGGAGUUCUUCCAGGCAUGUGCAUGUGUGGGUGCUGUCUAAGUAUGUUGUGAUAUAGGUGUCAGCCCUCCUGCGAGUCUGAAUACCAUAAGCAGUAUAGAUAAUGGAUGCUUACCCUUGACAUGAAGAGAUAAUCCUUAUUUGAAUUUCUCAAUUUUUCAGCACUGCUGGGUUAGGUCUCCAGCUUUGCCUGUUUCCAGAAAAUUUACCUCACAGACCCUGGCUUGCUCUCUCAGUCAAAAAAACAUGCACUCUAGGUCGAUUUGUGAUUUAAUGAUUGGUGUAAGUGUGAAUGCAACAUAAACAGGAUUGGCUGAGAGUAGGCAGCAAAAUUUGUGGAAAAUUUUUUCGAGAAUCUACAAAGAAUGUUUAAAAAUGUUAUAUAAUUUAUGAAGAUUUGAAGAAGCUCCUCUAUAAAUCAGAAAGCUCAGAAUUAAGACUUUGGUUUUCGUUCUUAUUCUGUUUCUUUCAGAGACAGCUUUCAGUUUGAUUUUCAUAGUAGAUGGUGUUUUUUUAAUUUUCCCUAUGGCUUGCAUUUGACAUUUUGUUCAAAUCAAAGGCUCAGCAUGUUUCAUGUGUUGUAAUUUCCAUUGCUCUCAAUCACAGCAUCACUCUUGUUCUUCACUUUCUGAUGCAUAUCGUUAAAUUUUUGGAAAAAGGUUUAGUACACUUACAGGAAAGGUGUUUCCCUUCUUAAGGUGUUUGCACAUUAAAGUAUAAAAUCUCCAAAAACUUUCAGAACUUGUGCCUCAGAUGGGUGGGAAAUUGGGUGGUUCGCCAAUGUUCUUUGCAACAGAUCACAGUGGAGCGUUUUUAUUCGUAUCUAUCAGCAAGAUGAAGAUGACUAUUUCAUAUAUGUCUUGGGGUCAGUGGUCUGUGCAAGUGAACAGCACUUUAAAAAAAAGUCUUACUGUCAGCAAAGAAAUUCACCAAAGUGUAGAGUUGACCCCAAUCUGCAAAGGUUGAUAGCCUGGCUGGUUUUCUGGAUCUCCAGCAGGAUGCUCAACAAAGGGAUUAAGCUAACCAGCAUCUCCUGUGGUAAUACAAAUGCUGUUAACGAGGGCCACAUACAAACACAUUAAAGAAAGAAUCAAACUGGCCCUCCAAACUUUUUUGUGAAAAAUGUGAUGGGAGUACAAGUAUAAGGUGAAACAAAUCAUAAAACCAUGAUGCUGAUGUUUGGAAAAAGAACAGAUUAAUCAAAGCAAAGGUAAAAGAACAGAAGCAUUGAGACUGAGAUAAAGAGAGGGGGAGAGAAUAAUACAAACAAAUGAAAAAGUUCAGUUUGAUGGUCUUUAGUGACAUGAAUGUUGAAAUGAAAGUGAUCCUUGUCCAGAAAUGUCAAAUAAAUCUGAAGAGUUGAUGUCAGACAGGGACUCUUCAACAAGUAAGCAAUAACAAAAAUAUCGAAGCUGAACACAACCCCCAGAGUCAAACACACCAUCACCGCUCUUCCCAGUGUCUGUUGUGUUUAGUGUUGUUGUUCCUCUGGUUGGAGAGCAGGAGCUUGUUUGUGGGGUAUGGGGCACGGCGUUGUCUUGGAGCUUAGUCCUGUGCCAUCUGUCCCCUGCUCUGAUCCUAUUUGAAAGGUUCACUGAAGAUUACACUGGACAGUGCUGUGGUGUGCAGAGCUGGAAUCGUCUUACCUACACCUGCUGUGUUCCUCACGAGGCUCUGAUCUCUGCGCUCCUUAACUCACUGAUUCUUUAAUUGAUCGAAAGAGAGGUUACAAAAGUGAAGAGGGUUCAACCUCUGAGGAUUCUGAGUUUGAGACAAGUUUUAUGACUGUUUGUCUCAGCGAUCUUUAACCAAAAUGAAGUUUCAUAGGUUAGAUGUUCACUGUUUGCUGUGGUAACUUUCUGUAAUAACACAAAUUUAAUGUAAUACAAAGAAACACAAAAAUGUAAAGAAAUGAGAAUAUAUCAGUGUUUUCGACUGUAUCUCGGUUUUAAAAACAAAAAUAUCCCUGAUUUUGAGGGUCAAAACCCGCCUUCUUCUGACUUAAAGGCUGAACCUGACUUUGUUGUUUCCCCUUCUACCAGGUCGGUAACAGACCCCAGAGACGGGAAGCGAGUAGCCCUCAAAAAGAUGCCCAAUGUCUUCCAAAACCUCGUUUCCUGUAAGAGGGUUUUCCGAGAGCUGAAGAUGCUGUGUUUCUUCAAACAUGAAAACGUAAGUACCCAGGAUAAAAUCAUCAAACUGUCCUCAAAGUUUCUAAGAAGAACUUGUGGUUUUUCUGAUUUUUAAUGUCCCUCAAGACAGAAUGGUGUCUCAUAUUAUACCCAAGCUUCUUCCAUUCAUGUGCAGGUGAUAUUUAUCAAAAAUAAAUACCAGCCUGCUUUCUUUUACCAUAUUCCUCACCAAGAAUCCUUGCUCUGAAAAAAUAUUACAUAAAAAGGCUGUUUCUUGUCUAGUCUGACACCUUCCCCUUCACAGCAGUUAUAUGCAUUAAAAAUAACUAUGGAAAUAGUCAGUCCUGUCACUGAUGGUCCUACUUGAUUUUAAAGGUCAAGAAAAGGCCUGUGUCUGAAUGACUGCUGCAAACAUUACAUUCAUUACAUUGAGCAGCUUUGAUUUGAAAGAGUUGUGAGGCCAGGGCCUGAUUCAAAGUAGUAAAUUCCAGAUAGGUUCAUGCCAUUUCUUCAUUUUUCAGGUUGUUUAAUUUUUAUGUAAAACUGCAUAAACCAGUAAAAGGAAGGGAAUGGUGAAUGUGCUGAACUCUGGACUUUUAUCCAGAAAAUGGGUGUUUGAGUCACAUUGCACCUUGGACUCUGACCCUGUUGCAGAAAUUGUCAUAGUCAGCUGCAGUAUUGUUGAAAAACUGGUUUCCCUGAAAAUACAGACGACAUGACUGGUCCUGCACUGUGCAGAGGAUUGUGGGUCAGAUAACCAAAAUGUAAGAGAAUCUGACUUUCAUCCUACAAAAUGCUUGUUAUGCUGUUUUAAAACUAAACCCUUUCUUGAGAUACCAGGAGGUUUUAAAACACUUCAUGCCCCCCAUUGGCUGACAUUUUUGAAAAGGCUGGUUUCCUUGUCUGGCUGGGUCUAGCACUUGCAUACAAAGCCAAAACUACUUGGCUAUACUAUAUGAGAUAUGCUGUUUCUAUACAAAAGCCUUUUCUGGGUUACCUAAUUGGACAAAAUUAUGAGUUUUACAGUAUGAGUCAAUCUGAUUUCAUCAAGCCUGAAAGGUUAAGAUGUACUUUUUGCAUCUACAUAAUCAACAUCUUCAGUCUCACAAGUUAUUAGAAAAUGUGAAAUAUGGCAAGAUAUUGAGUCAUUACAUGCAAACUUGCAUUUUCAAAGCAUUUUUUACUAUAAUUUCUAAAAAUUAUGGCACACGGCUAUAAAAAAAUCUUGAAAUAUUUGAGCAUUUCAUUUUGAGUUAGAAGUAUUUAACAAAUCAAACACUGUGUAUCUUUUUGUCUACGUCAUCACACACAUCCACAAUCAUGGUGCAGACUGCUGAUUUGUCUAGAAGACAACCGUGGACACCCUUCACAACGAGGGUUAGCCACAGAAGGUUGUUGCUGAAAAGGCUAGAUGUUUACAGAGUGCUGUAUAAAAAUAUUUCAGUGGAAAGUUGACUAGAAGGUGAAAGUGUGAAAAGAAAAAGGUGAAAGAGCAUCAGUGAGGACUGCAGCCUUAAGAGGAUUGCAGAGAGAAGUCAGUUUAAAAACUUGGGAGAGUUUCACGAAGAGUGGACCGAGGCACUACCAAACACCAUGUCUGAGGCCUGUUACCUUUGCUGGGGAGAAAAAGAACUAGACUUUUGCUUAGUGGUCACAUGACUCUUUCUGACAAAGGUCAUUUAAGCAUUUUAUUUGAAAAUCAUGGUCCUAGAAUCUGGUGAAAGGUUGAUGAAACCCAAAACACAAGGUGUGUUUGUUGUCCAAUGUGAAGUUUCUGUAGUCUGUGAUGAUUUGGGGGCUAUGUUACCUGCUGGCGUUGGUCCAUGUGUCCAACACCAGUACUUAUGCUCCUAUUGUCUGACAUUUUUGGAGAGGCUGAUUUCCUUUUCGAGCUGUUAUCCUUUUUAAGAAAAUGGAGUACUAGAUAUCUUAUUCUGAUGAGCUUUAAGCCCUGGUCAUCAAAAUUAAAACAAAAAGGCUUGAAAUGUUUUAUGAACGGUUUCUGGAUGAGUAAUAAAGCAUUCCCACAAUAUUCAUCUUUUUAUAGAUGUACCUAAAACAGCCAACAACCAUGACUGUAAUCCUGAUGCAAGCCAACUGGCAAACAUUAUGUAUCUUAUUUUUUUCUCACGUAGGAUAUCCUCAUCUGUUCUGUAAUUUAUCAGGUCAAUAACCCAGAUUCACUGAAAAACUGAGCCUGGCAACAUUCAUUAUCUGCUGUAAUUUAAAUGGUUAGUUUAUAACACAUCCAGUUGGCAGAGGUAAAACAACGUUCAGAAAUGUUUUUGUAAAAUCUAUUGGUCACAUGACCCUCAGUAGCAGUGGUCUCUCAAAAUGAUCCCAAACACUUCUGUUAUAGACAUUUACAUAUUGAUAACCUUAAAAAAAAGGAAACUCUAUGUAUUAAAGGUGCAUCAGAAAAACUCAGUUCUCCAAAAAAAGAGUUUAAAAUUGUAGAUAUCAGAAAAUAAAUUUCUCUUAGCUGACUAACCUGUGACAGAAGGAUAUGUAUUGAUCAUGCUUCACCUGAGAUUCACCCCAGAUCUCACCUCAAUUCUUGUAUUCAUGUCUGAUCUGAUUAUGCUGGUGGAGUUAAGGUAUUGAAGAUAUCGUGUUAGUGGCUUUUCUAAUUGCAAAGGUUCUGUGAUCAGAUGAAAUCAUGCAGAAAAGAUGUCUCCUGUUGUUUACCUGUGAACUCUCUCCUCAGGUGCUUUCUGCUCUGGACAUACUGCAGCCUCCACACAUCGAUUACUUUGAAGAAAUGUAUCCUUUAACAGUUACUCUGAGGUCAGUUCAGAGUGCCCUGGGUUGAAAGAUGCGUCAAUCACAACAUAGAUGGGAAACUGUAUGAAGUUAUCAUAAUGAAAUGGCUCCAUACACAUUAGUACCUACAAAACAAAAAGAGAUUGGUGAUGAGGGAUGGGGGUUUUAUCCUCUGAAUAUUUACAGAUUGUAUUGAUGCAGGUCUAUAAAAAAGGAGGCAGCCUGCCUAAUGAAAGUCAUUUGGCCAAAAUCCGUCUUACCUUCUCAGAUCCUCUUUUGCUGUUUGAGCUUCUGGGCCUGAUCCAAAAUGACUCUCAAGCAUAUGCACACACACUCGAGUACACACAAUCGCAUGCACAAACACAAUAACCAACAAAGGAAAGUGUAGACGUAAGUGGUUUAAAGUACAACUUUCUACUUUGGAAAACAAGAAAAUAUAUAUUUUGAGCACGCUCCCCCACAGCAGUGUUUUUAUAGAACUCUAUUAAUAAAACUUAUGAAGACAAUUAAGGUAAACAUUUCCAAUAAGUCAGUCUGAGCUCUUCUGUCUUUGAACUUGUGACCUCCCUCUAGUGGCAUCUCUGAAUGCAGGUAGUUUGAAUUCUUCAUUUUGAUGAUAGACCUGACAAACCAUGACAUCAGACUCGUGAUGAUGUUUCAUAAAAUUAGAAUCUUUGUAGCCUGUUACUUGUAAUACAAACCCUGUAAAAUCGGUUUAUUUUGGAUCGAUGCUGUUAUAUUCAUUAGAAGUUCAACUAUGUGUUCAGGCCACAUGCUGAACCAUUUUUCGUGCAUCAUAAUAAGGCAUACAUAUAUGGUCUUGAUGAAAAAAUGCAUGUCAGACAAAUGUCUUUAUUAAUAAGACAAGUUUCUCAACGGGAGGAAGGAGUUUUUGUGAACAAGAAAUGCAAAAGCCAUCAAAACAUCAGUCUGCAAAACUCUGUAGAUGUUUAACUCGUUUUGCAGAAAGACCUGAAAAAAUCCAGAAUUUGGACUUUAGAAAUCUGCGUCAUGAUGGAGUUAUUUUAAGCAUCCAUUCAGCAUAUUAAUUGUAUGAAACCACAGCAAGCAAGUUUACUUUGGGUUCAUAGUGCUCUAAGGCAUAAUGUAAGACAUUUGUAAGCCCUCUUAAGUGCAACAUUUUUCAAAAUGCAGUGAAACAGACUCCCUGGUUAUUGGUGGACAGGGGCUCCACAGCUGAAACAGAACACUGGUAGUUGGUGUAUAUAAGAGGUGUCCUGGUACUAGUCCUAGCCAAGAGGUCAUUCAACUCUACCAGAGAAAAUUCCUGCAGUCCAGAGAAGGCUGUUUCUGUCUUUUGAUUAUUCUCCACAUUACAGGGUGCACACACAGCGGGUAAUAAUUUGUGUUUAUUUCUCCACUCUCCAUGAUGCAGCUGCCUUUAUCAGGUGGUUUUCCCUCCAUAGCUGAGGUUUUCUGCUGACUCCGAGCUUUCCUGACUGCGGAGAUGCUUUAAAAUACUGUGUCCAAAUUAGUUUAAAUCAGCAGGGUUCAUUAAUCAUACAGCGUACAAAGAUGUGCCCCUCCUUGGAGAGUUUUCAGCGGUGCAGGGAUAUUUAUGUAGAGAAUCUGCAGGUGAAAAUAUCAUAGAUUCAGAUCACUAGAAAAUCAGCUUUAUUCACUUUUUUAUGAUUGAACAAUAAUCAGCUUUAAAAUGAAGCAAAAUUUUGAUCCUUGCAACCUGGAAAAAGACACAACAAGCUGUGCUGGCAUCAGUAAUUAACUUUUUAUUAGCUCAAAACUUAAUCAUGAAAAGAUGAGACUGGGUCAUACUGAAGAUGUAAUAUUUAGAAAAUAAAAAAAUGUAUAUUCAUUUAUGUCACAAGGAAAUCAAUAGCACCUGACCUUCAAUAGAGAUAACCUGCAUUCCUCAUAUUCCCCAGUCUGGCCACGUUAGGAUUUUAAUGUAUGAAGUGUUCAGCUUUUUGUUUUUAGUUCAAGCAGAAUUGACCAGUCAGAUAUUCGUAGGUUUUGAUGUAUUUAAAAAAACAGCCUGUAUAGAGAGCAAAAGCAGACAGAGCACAAUACGCUGUAAUGACAUCCGAGCUCCUAUCAGCGGCCACCUGACUUAGGUUUAUUUACCUUCAUUUAAAAUUUACAGUAACCCUUAGACCUACCAGAAUAUACACAUGGGGGCUAAUCGAGGGGAUAUAAUGAACCAUGAAAUGAUGGGGUUUGUUUUGAAGGCAUCUGGAGGGAUCUGGACACAAUUGUUUUGUUAAUUGCGAAUUGGACAGUAAACAAUACAGCACACAGAACAGAAAGUCUGGGUAUGUGAAGGAUCACUGAAACUCUAAUAAAACACAAAGUAAUGACAUGAGGAAAGAGUUUGUGAGUUUAGGUUCUUUAUUCUUUUGCAGAUAUUUUCUUCCACCAGUUCUCAGUUAUCUCCUUUUUAUGCUUUUAAUUUACUCUAUGUUUAGCCUUAAUCUUCCUUCGGUCAGAUAUGUGGUGACUGAACUGAUGCAAAGUGACCUCCAUAAGAUCAUCGUAUCACCGCAGCCUCUGAGCUCAGACCACGCCAAAGUUUUCCUCUAUCAGAUUCUACGAGGUACGAGCUCCUCUUCAUUUUACUGUUAAAUGUUUUGUCUGUCUGAAAAUUUCAAAGCGUUCUCACUUACAAAAUGUGUGUUAAUCUCUGGUCUCUGGCCCAUUUUACUCUGUAUGAGACCAUAAGCUCUUAAGGGAAUAAAUCAACUUCAAGACUUCGUCACAAUCAGACUGUUCUUAUAACCAGUGAAGUCUUCCUCUGCUGGACAACAGAAAGGCUCAGAGUCAGGAUAUUCAGCUGUGAUAUCAUUCCGUUAUCUUUUCCCUUCAGGUCUGAAAUACCUUCACUCUGCUGGCAUUCUGCACCGAGACAUCAAACCUGGCAACCUCCUGGUCAACAGCAACUGUGUGCUAAAGGUGAGAGCAACAGCACAACUUGUUUUAUCAUGUCAAUCGAACAUCAUGAUCCACAGCAAAAGAAAAAAAAAAUCCUGUUAUGAAUUCUGUUUUCUUGAAAUACUCAAUGAUCAGAAUAUUUUUCUAAAGGUCCAAAUGAAGUCUUGGUAAGUGAAUGGUGAAUGAGCUUGGGCUAGAGAGGUCAACGGUGUGUCUGGAUUAUGUUAACAUAUGGUGACCUCUUACUGCCUUUUUCCGAGGAGAUCUUGCAUAUUACAAAACCACAUUUUUCAUUUAUAAGACCAGCAUGGCUCUGCAGUAGAAGAGUCCAGGUGCUAAACUGGCCUACCUCAUGUCCAAAAUGGUAACCCAUUGAAAACGCUUGGCAAAUGUAAAUUUCACAAAGGAGACCCCCAACUAUUGAGCAGCUGAAAUCCCUUAUCAGACAAGACCAGGUUUUCUUCGUGAUGUGAAGAAUUUGAGGAAAGUUUCAGUAAUGACGUCUUACUUAAAAAAUAAAAAUACCAAUGCACGCACUGGCAGAGUUCAGAGAGUUUAAAAAUAAGGGAUGCUCUUUAAUAAAUAUGCGUGGACUUCCCCGUUAUAGUCAGUGUGUGGGAAUCUUCAUGAUGUAACACCUCCUGUGCCUGAUGAGUAACACACACACACAGAGCGCCUGUUUCCAUCUGAGGAUGGAGAAAGACGUUCAGAAUAAAGCUGUGAGGAGGAAAAAGCUGCUCUACUAACACCACAUCGUCUUCCAGAUCUGUGACUUCGGCCUGGCCCGGGUGGAGGAGUCAGACGAGUCACGCCACAUGACUCAGGAAGUGGUGACGCAGUACUACCGCGCUCCAGAGAUCCUCAUGGGGAGCCGCCACUACUCCAACUCCAUCGAUAUCUGGUCCGUGGGCUGCAUCUUCGCCGAGCUGCUGGGCCGACGCAUCCUUUUCCAGGCCCAGAGCCCCAUCCAGCAGGUAACCUGUCACCUCAGAGGACAGAAAGAAACCAGAGGAGACUUCACUCCUCGGGAAAUCCCGAGGAAAAGUGUCUUGAACACGCUCUAAAAAAAACAUGUAGCUAUUUAUACUGAGUUUCAGGAAUUUACUUAGAUCUCUGCAACAGGAGUCUAUUGGUAACAUGAUCAGAGUAAAGCACUUUUGAUGUCAGGACUUCAAUAACACAAAAAUUAAAGCAGUAUAUUGGAUAGAUCUCUUGACGGUUGACGGAAAUACCUUUGAUCUGUUUUCUCUGACAUACUUAACACUGGUUUUGUCGUCUUUGAUAAUUAAACUUUGUAACACAAAUUUUAGUUCACAGUGAGUGUUUAGUGUCUCCUCUGCAUUGAUAACCAGUGUUUUAAAAUAGGCAUCCUAACUCUGUCUAACUCUGAGUCACUUCGCUCUGGAUGAUGAUCACCAUCUCACCAUCUUUUAUCCUCCUGGGCCUGUAGUUGUGAGCGGUGGCUUGCCUCAGUCAUAAGUCACCUCACCGAUAAAUGAAACCAUUCUCUGCUGUGAACAAAUACUGGCUUUGUAAAAUCCAGACCCUGAAUUUAAGACAGGCUUUAUCAGAUGUGCUUCAAGGAAAAAUUUUUUACAUUUAGGUCAUUAUGCACUUUGCAAAUGAAUAAGGUAGCUGUUAACCGUAAAACAUUUUAAUGAGCUGUGGGCCCAACUUUCUGAUAAAUGGAAAAUCCUUGUGGUUGUCAAGGAGAGUUUAAAGUUGAGAAUAAAAGAUUUGAAUGCAGAUAAAUGGGAUUGGUUUAUACGGAUAGGCUCUUAACAAAGCAGCCUCUGCUAUCAGUGAAUGUAAAAGUGCUUGGAGUGGUCAGAUGAGUGGAGAAAGUGCUUUAAAAGUACAAUUUUCUUUUAAGAUACAAUAAUAAAAGCAUGUGAAACAUUGAAGAUGAAGCUUAUUUUGAUCAUCUGGAUUCCUGCAUCAAGAUCCUCUGAGUUUUCCUGUGAUGACAGGGGUGUCAGGGAUCUUAAAAUCUUUUUUUCUAUUACAUCACAUCAUCUAUCUAUUGUUUCUAUCAUUAGGUUGGUUCAUCAAUCAAUUGUGCUUUCUUUUAAAACUUACCUGAGUAGGUUCAUGAAUAAAUUCAAUUUUCUCAGUUUAUUUUUAUAUUUCUGAUAUCCACCUCCUGCCUCUCUUUCACACAUACACACACAUGACGCACCUACAGCUUUCUCAUUACACACACAGGCAUGUUUUGUCCCGCCCACUAAAGGUGAUUCACAUGUGAACAAGGUUUGGCGUGACGUAGUAUGGCAACAAUGCACGAUAGUGUGGAAUGAAAUCUGCAGCAAUUUGUGAGGCGACCCCAUGUGCUGGGUGUCGAGAAACUAAAAAAAGCCAUCUGCACAUCCAUGCACAUAGGAUGCAAAGUCAAACCCAUGGUUUAUAAUCAGGAUAUAUGGAUUUGUCAGACUGUGAAUAUGAAUUUGUAGUCUGUACUUACAUAUUGCAAAUAGUGCAUGCAGAUAUGGGAUUCUGCAAAGUCUGUGCAAGGCAGUUGUUGCAUAGAUGUUCCUUGCACUAUUGCAAAGGCAAAUUCACCCUUUGGGAAAAUAAUUUGCAUCUCAUCUAAUUACUUGAAAUGUCUGACAUUUAAAUUCCAAAACAGAUUUAAAAAGUCAUCAUAAUUUAAAAAAAGGUAUCUUCACAGCCACAGGACUAAAAUCAGUCAUAAAGAAGUUGCUUGGAAAUUUCUUAGGCUCUGCUGGCAGAGAGUAAACAGACAGCCCAACUCAAAAAUAGCCUUUCAUUUUUAUUUUAUAAUACUGCUUCAGUAUGUACAAUGCCGAGGCUUUAAAGAGCAAAUGUCAUGUUUGUACUGUGAUGAAGGAUGCAGUGUCAGUAACUAUAUUUUGUUAGAAUUGUUUGGAUUAAAUAAAAAGGAAAAAACGAUAAAGCAUAAGGUUCCUGUACCUUUAACAAUCAUUUGUCUGUGUCUGUUCUGCAGCUUGAUUUAAUCACUGACCUGUUGGGGACUCCGUCUAUGGAGGCGAUGAGGACGGCGUGUGAAGGAGCUCGUGCUCACAUCCUCAGAGGGCCUCACAAACAGGUGAACAGUCUGUACCUGAGUCACUUGCAUCAUAGAUACAUGUUUGAAUCAUAAAACAUUGUUCUUGUUUUAAUCAUAAAACAAGAACAAAAACAGCACCAACAUGUUCUUGAAAGUGACAGGAGGAAGAAAGAACCAAGAAUUUCUCUGCACAAGUAUAAUUUUCUCAUUCAGACUUUGACAGUUUAGGCUUGAUUCAGAAUUUUUAGAAUAUUAAUGAUGAAGAUCUGGGGGAGGAUGGUUGAUGUUUUCCUGUUUUUCUCCUUGCAGCCAUCUCUCCCUGUUCUCUACACUCUGUCUAGCCAGGCGACCCAUGAAGCGGUCCACCUCCUCUGCAGGAUGCUGGUGUUUGAUCCGGUGAGUCACGCUGCUAUACAUAGAUCUGCAUGAUGUUUUUUUAAUGAAUGAAACCCACUCAGUCAGUCACCCAGGUGUAAUUAAGAUAUGUACCGAACAACAAAAUGUACACAGAGAGCCUGCUGUAGGAGGAAUAGAAGAUACCGAGAGAGGGGGAGAUAUCUAGCUGCAUCUUUGAGUCUAAACUAGAGGAAGACAAAGUUCAUAGAUUCUGUAUGUGGCUCUGGAAGUACAGAUACUUGUAUGAGGACAGACUGUAGUAUACUAUUCAUAGUGCUGUGCUGUAAUGUCUUCUCUGCAGUGUUAGUUUGUGAAUGUCUAGCGUAUUGAAGCUCACCUUCUAACUGUAGACCAUCAAAUAGAAAUUGUCCAAAUAAAGAAACACCAGGUGUUUUAAAAAAUGUUAGUCCAUGAAGAGGUAAUCCUAAGAAAACAAGACCUGAAUGGAUGCUCCAGAGAUUAAGAUAAAUGUUUUUCUCAUUAAUGAAUAUGUGUAUUACUUCUAACUUGAAUAUGUAUGUUUGUUUUCUAGUCAAAGAGGAUUUCAGCAAAGGACGCCCUGGCUCACCCAUACCUGGAUGAGGGGCGUCUGCGCUACCACACCUGCAUGUGCAAAUGCUGCUACACCACGUCAUCUGGCCGCGUUUACACCAGUGACUUCGAGCCUGUCACAAACCCCAAGUUUGAUGACGGCUUUGAGAAGAACCUGAGCUCUGUGAGACAGGUCAAAGGUUAGUUUGUUUACUGUUGAUUAAAGAUUCAUUUCUAGCCUUUAAAGAUAUAUUGUCGCCAUCAGGCAGAACUGUUUUGUCUUCAGGAGGUUGUUUUUCGCAUAAUUAACACUGCAUGAGAUCUAGUCACAAGCUGUUUUAACAAUUUUCAUUUGUUAAAUGUUAGAGAGCCAACUGACAGGCAUUUAGAGGUAUUAAUAUCAUUAAUGAAUGCAAAAAAAAAAAAAAAAUCAAACCAAUCAAAUAUGGAGAUGUGAAGUUUCUGCCUGACAGCGAGGACAUUUUAAAAUGUUUUUGAAUCCUGUGAAAAGGAGCAGCUUUCAAGUGUCAACUACAUGCCUGAUGAGAGAAGUUAAUCCAUUGGUUGAAGGAUAAGUUGUUUGGUAUUGGAUUCAUCAUCUCCUCUGACUGAUAGUUCAUCCUUUCAACUCGGUUAUUAAAAUGCCUGCUCUAUGUUGGUGUUACCUUUUUUCACUAUUAAGUGACUUUGGGUUGGGAACAAAAUAAGACAUUUUGUCUUUUUACCAGCUAAACUAAUUGAUUUGUUGACCAAUACGCCUUAUUUGAAAGUGAGACAAUAUGAGAGCUCCAUAGGAAUUAUUUGACCUGCAGCUAUUUAAUAAUAGGGUAACUCCUAUCUCUGUCCUCUGUUUGUCCAUAUGUUAUAUCAACAGAGAUCAUUCAUCAGUUCAUUCUGGAGCAGCAGAAAGGGAGUCGAGUGCCACUUUGCAUAAAUCCCCAGUCAGCUGCUUUCAAAAGCUUCAUCAGGUAAAAACCAUAAAACUGUUUUGUACUCCAAACCUUUAUAAAUCCUACCUCUAACUAAAUGUGCUCACAUGAUUGACUCAUAAUGACUCCGCCCACUCUGGUGUCUCCGCCCACAGCUCUACGGUGGCUCAGCCCUCCGAGAUGCCUCCGUCUCCACUGGUGUGGGAAUAACUGCUGCUGUUCUUCAUCACAUGUGUCCUGACAGGCUGCUAACCCGGGAACAACAAUGUCUUCUGCGUAGCAUUUCACUGGAGAGCAGGACUCACCUGCAGGACUUACCUGUAGGACUCACCUGCAGGUCUGCUGAAACUCAUGAAGUCCACUGAGCGUUUAUAUAUGAGUGUAUGUAUGUGUGUGUGUGUGUGGUACGGGGAUUUCAGAGGGGUUUAUAUCACACAUGAAUGAGAGAAAACUCUAGACCAAAUCAGAAUGUUGAAAACAAACCCAUCUGAUCACCUACUGCUCGAUUUUACUGUUAUUACAUUUUAAUGAAGUAUGUUUCUUUUACCAUAUAUAUACAGUAUAUUAGUAAAAGUUAAAGAAAGAUGUCUAUUUAAACUGACCUGUGAUGAUUAGAGAUGCUCCAAUGCCAAAACCAGAACAGAAAUGUCUCUAAUAGACAUAAGUACCCCAGUCUAUGCACCGAUCAGAUACCGUAAUCCAUAGAAUAGACUGAUCCUUUUACCCCAAGAAUAGUAAUCACAACACAUUAAUUUGCUUAGAAUUUCAAAACACAGUUUGCAAAUUGCUCUUGAUAAGUCACUAACACAAGGCAAUCAAGGAAAAUUAAAAUGAUUUUAAAAAUAUGUCCUACAAUGCAAGCUGCUCCCAUGUAUAAGGUGUCAUGGGUACCUGCUACCACUGUUUUAGAGCAGAGAAAGAGAACCAAUGUUGAGUCAGUGAUGAUGUGGUGAUAGCAACCAACAAAGCAAAGCAGCUAAUGUAACAUUAUUCAGAGCCACACUGAAUAAAUGGGUUUAUUUUGAAAAAUCCACAGGUGCUGCUGCUCACAUUAGUCUACCUGUUUGUAGGUGCUCUGCUUGUUUGUAGGAAAACAUUCCUUGUUUUAUUUUCCCUUGUUCACAAGGUUUUUAACAUGAGCUGAGAUCCUCCACUCUGACCUAUUGAUCAAACAACCAAAGUCUCUGAAUAAAAAGCUUCAGCAGCUUUGAAAGAAAGAGAUGGAUCUCUUUCUUUGUGUGUACAGAUGAGCAAAUCCAGGUAUCAGAGUCGGUUAUGGAUGGGGCAAGUCAGUAUUGAAACAUCUCUAAUCAUAAGCAGGCUCUUUGUUUUAUUACGCCCACCUUCAUCCUUGCACAGGUGAACCAAAUCCAAAUUCUUAUUCAGACAAUCGAUUGUAACUGUGUUUGGAGGCUAGAGGCAAUGAAGAUAUCCCUGUUUAUAUGAGAACAUGCACUUGGGCAUAUUGAAAUACUAUUUUUAGGAAUAAGUUAUUGCAUGCCCCCCUUAGUCCCAAUGCACAUUUGGCCAUUUUUUUUACUUAAAUGAAAAAUAAUUUGCCAAAGAUUAGGAGCCUCAUGUAUAAAUGAUUUUCAAAUUUCAAAGAUUGCUGGGGGUGUUAAAUUUAAUCUCUUAGCAUACUUUCAUAUGUCAUGUGUCUAACAGGCGUUCCUACCUGUUCCAUCAUUACAUCACCCUGCUAAAUUACAAAACUCUCAGCUAUCACAUCCCUCAAACUUGAUCAUACAAUAGACAGAAGUUGAAGAAUAUUUUUUUUGUAGUUUUUGUCUUCUUUUUUUGUUUGUUUUAAAAAAAUGACCAUAUUUAGACAAGAGGGUGGAGCUAGGAAGGAGUAGUGGUCAGCAAAAACUAGAUUAUCUGCUACCACCAGUAAGAUCAGCUUUCAUUUAUGCUGUGACUCUAACUAGAAAGCACAUUUUAACUAGCUUAAGUCAGGCUAUACAAAGAAUGUACCUACUGAAAGAAUUGACACUGAAUUCCUCCAACCCUUAAAACAAUCUUUGAGGCUGCCAACUUAUUAGUCCACUGUCUCUGCUCUGUGUGACUCUAAAUGAACAUCAUGCUGUAUUAAAGAAUUCAAACUAAAAAUUGAGACCGUAAACUACCAGUGGAGUUCGCCCCCUGCUGGAUGUUUGCAAGAAUGCAGAGAAAGACUGCAUCUAUUGUAAGUCCACUUGGAUACAGUCAGCAAUAUUGUGGCCUGAUGCCCUGGCAAGAAAAUUUGUGAAAACAGUUGGCACAAUUUAGAAGCAGUAAAUAUGUUAUGGUUGUGUUAUUCUGACCUCAACUGGUCCAAGAUUGAUUUUUAUGUAAAACAGAGGCAGUAGCUGUGAAACUACAAACAAUUUAUGCACCCAUCUAAUGCAUAAUGAUAUUUUUCCCCGCAUGAAGUGUUUUACAAAUCUAACACAUUAUAAUUACAUUACGCUAUACUGUUUUUCCUUUUUUAUUUAAUAGUGAUAUAUCUGAUCAUUUCAAAACGAGAGAUGAGGUUUUGUUUGUUACAAAACAUGAUUUGUUUUACAGGAUGAAACAAGCAAACCUAUGAGAGAUAUCACUUUGUCCACAGUGGGAGCCAAAGCAGAAAGUUCCUCACAGUAGCUUUAAAUAACCCCAAUACAGCACAUGGCUCAAUGUUUUCAAAAUGAAAAUUAAUGCCUCUGAGGUUAAAAAUCAAAAGACAGAAUUUCAGCCUUGGAGAUCUCAUUGAUUUACUGUUAUGGCUGACUAAGGCUGUGAUCAAAUAACAAAGCAAGAACUUUGAAAGAAGAUGUGAGAAACAAAACUGUAAAGAGGUCUCCAGACUGUUUGGAAACUUGUACAGGGAACAAACAUAACUAUUGGUUUCAUGGAUGUUUAGCUGUGAAAAGAAAAUGUUUUUCAGCUUUUUUUUUUCUUACAGCAAAUUCCAGUGAUUAAUUUUGACUCACAUUUAUACAUGAGGCUCUUUUAUAAUAGUAUUGAAGUUGAAAAUGUCAACUUUUCUCAAUAUUGUGGAAAAUGGUUAAAAAUGAACAGAUUUAUAUUGAUUAGAAGUAAUUAAGCUAAGUGAAAGUUACAUGAAUAAAAGUGUAACUCUUUCUGAGAAUUUAACAGUUCAGACUAAAAGAAGAGGAGCUCCUCUCUCUCUUCAUGUUGGUACCCAUGACCCUUCCUCUGCUAAUACUGAGUGUGUUCGAGUCCUGUCAGCCUGACUGAAGUGUUGUAUUAUGAAGGAUUGUGUGCUGUCCUCAUGCGUGCCUCCUGAUCACACCACUCUGACUGCAUCUCUAAACCUCUCAGAACAAAUUGAUCCCCAAAGAGUUGGUGUAGAAAGGUUUACUAAGCUCAGUAUGUUUCAGGGACAGUCCAGCAUCACCUGUGCUUUGCCUGCUGUCUCCACACGGCACAUAAGUACUGAGUUAAAUGGUGACCUCUGAAGCCCGCUGGAGCUUUUAGUGUCAGAAAGAAAUGCAAUCUGGGUCUUAUUUUUGUAACAGAAGACAUCUUUGUUACUUUAUUGACCACAUAGCUGACAUGCCAUCCACCUCACUUAUAAGCAGAGUCAUCUCCAAGAGUAAACUUGGUCUUACAGAAAUAUGUGAAAUGAUCUUGAGUCUAGAAAUUCAAAUCAACAGUAGCUUUUUUAACUUAAAAUCAAGGUUUAUUUGCAUAAUGAUAACCAUUUGGAAACAAGUGUCUAUGCAAAACUGAAAUACUUGUAGCUAUUCUGUAGACUUAACUAAUAUUGAGCUCUUAUAGACCCGUUUAUGGCUGAAGUCAUAAAAAUAUGUGAAUGCAUUGAAGGCAACAGAAGCAGCAUUUUGUUUCUUUCCUCCAGAUGAGUCAGCUUGCUCUAAACAUGAGUUAAAAUCUUUCCCUUCAUCAAACUGUUAGGUUAUUGCAAGUCCUCCAGAAUUCCAACAGGAUCAUAAUUCAUGUUUCUUUUCAGCCAGUGACCCUGUUAAGUGGCAGCACUCAGCUUAAAGAGUCAAUGGUUGUCUAGGUUACAACAGCUGUUGAAACACAGAGAGAGUCCUUGUGAGUGCAACUGAGUCUAGCUUUUUGUUAUAAUGUCAAAAUGCACUCAUCAGAUAUGCCUUUCAUGAAAUAUAAAGGCAUUUAAAAGAGACGCAUUUGGCUAAAAGUCGCCAGUAAACAAGGUCACACUUUACACUGAAACACUGCAGCGUCUUUAAAUGUGUUGAUGGUAGCAAAGUUCAGUUCAUUCAGGUUUUGACUUCAUUUAAAUAAUUUUGCUGGGGAAAAUCUGAUCCCAGCUGCCAAUCUGUUUAGUUAAAGAAAAAGAUGGUUACAGCGCAAGAAAAGCAGGACUUGAUAGGAGGAGUGUGAAAGUUUACAGAUGCAGAAUUCGUCACACAAAUAACCAUAAGAGCAAGUAAGCCUAAAACACCAGAUUACCCUGAUACAUAGGUGCGCAUUUUUGGGGCAUAGUUUUAAAUCUUGUUUAUAAUAACCCAAGUGUCAAACAUAGAGGUCUUGUGUCCUCACCUUGGGUUCAGAAAGGUUUCUUGUGUCAAGACACAAUUCCAGCUUCCAAGUAUCUGCAACCUAGUUAUGGUCAUUUCACAUGUUUUUUGUGUUUUACCGUAAAGAUUUGAAGCUGCAGUAAGAAGUCUAGGAUAAUUGAAAGUCAAACUAUUUUUUCUACUCGAAAAAAAGGACACAUUAUGCUGUUUUUAUCCUCUCAAAUCCUGCUUCAGUUUUGCUUUGGGUAUGGAUUAUUGGCACAACUUCACGCCAAUAAUGGUGUUUUGAUGCUCUUGUACAUCUCUACUGAAAGCCUUUACUCUUUCAUUUCUAAAGCAGUAGGAUGAUCACAGUUUCCAAGAAUAAGACCCAGAUUGUAAAGAAAUCCUCAGUGACACACAGCUUGUCCUUGCUUGAAUGAUAAAGUCAGACUGUCUUCACGUUCUGAACAAAAUAUUUCUUUACAAACAGAAAACAAACCGAGCUACAGAUGCUGUCAAACCAGCAAAUUCCUUCUCUGAAGUUGUUCAUUCUUUGUUCUGUCUACUUGAAUUCUUCCCCACUAACUAUCGACCAACUUUUUCUGUCAUUGAUGCAUUUAUUCACACAGCUCACCACAGGAUGAAGCUAGUAGCAUACGCUGUAUAAACAACGGUUUUAAUCAUGCUGACCCAGCGCUAACGUGUGCCCCUCUCCUCCUCACAUAUGAACACUGUCUGCAGAAAAAAGAGCUUUGAAGUAAAUUAUUUAAUAUAUUUUUAGACCUGUUUUCUGUUCCUGUUCUGGUGUCUCAUACGGCAUGCGUUUUCCUCACACUCAGAGUAAGAUUGUGUAUAUAUGUUACAUAGAAAACAGAUCUACACACCAACCUGAACCAGAGUACCACUGUAUAGAAAUUGUAUUAGCCUGCACAUUUCUAAGGCUGUGAAGUUAAUUUUAUUUUUAAAACUUGCAUACAAAUGUAUAUAUUUUCUUGAUUUUUACCCUGCAACUAGGAUCUGUAGAGGACAGCAGAGCCUGUACGGAUCCACAGAAUCCACAGUGGUGUUAGCUGUAUGUGGCGUGUACAGCAGAGUUGUAGAUAAAUCCGAGCAGAAGCCUUUUUUUGUUAUCGUUGGUAAUGAUAUGAUCACAGAAGCACUGUGUGAAUAUGUAUAUAAAGGACUCACCGUGUUGGUCUCUACCUCUGGAGCUCUAAAUCUUGGCUUUGUUUACCCCCCACGUGGUUCUCACUUUAUGUGGGGAUCCAUUUAAAACACUUGAAUGUCUAUUCAAGCUUUUAUACUGAAAGGAUAAAACAUACUUCCCCUUUCUUCUGUAUGGAGUCACAGAAGUGCCAAAAAACAAUAACAAAAAUAAUCUGUAAAAGAAAAUUAAAUACAUGACGGACAUAAAAUUAAGAACAAAAAACGGGACUAGAGACAAAAAGAUGUAAUUUUAUUAAUUUGUUCAUUUAUUUCUGUAUUUAUUUAAGAAUCUAUAUUUGAUUUUGUUUGGCCUUUGGCAAUUUAAUUUGCAAUAAUUCUCAGUCUUCAUAUUUUUUUUCAUAAUUACGUUACAAUAAUUUAUUAAAAUUUUAUCAGAUCUAUUUAUUUCCAUGCCCCUUCUUUGCCCCUUCUUUAUCUCUUGUCAUUUAUAUUUCUUUAUGAGUCCCCCUGCUUAGACUUUUAAUCGGAAAAAUAAUAUUCAGUAAAAAUUUACACAUCACUAAAAUGUAAUUAUUUUCAAAUCAACUAAAUAAAUAUAUACAGAAAUAGAGGAAGAAACAAGUAAGUUCUGCAGAAAGAUAUAUAUAUAUUUUUGGCCCCUCUAGGACUCCAUACUCCCCCCGCUCUCUCUUCUUGCACUCAUCAGGUGCAGAUUGUUCACCUGAGACUUUGAAUGAUAGGAUGUUUGUAUUCCAGUCCUUCAGAUAGCCAAGGGUUCCCUGACUGUUAGUCGAUUUUCACUCUUUGAUAGAACAGAGCCGGCGUGGAGGGAGAGUCACCGCUCAAACCUAAGCAGCUGUGUUCAAAGAUCAGCGUCCGCGACUUGGUUAAGCGCUUCACAUCACAACUUAUUCAUGGCCUGUUUUCUUAUUUCCAUAUGAGAUGGGAUAUCGAAGGAUUUAAUCCAAUCAGGAUAUCUUAAACUAGACUGACAUCUAAACAUUAGCAGAUAAAAGUCGGACAAUGAUGACAGAAUGAAAGACUUAUUAAUUUUUGGGCAUUAAAUGUUUGUGUGGUAUUAAAAGGAGCUGGAAGACUUUAAAGACCUAUAAAAGGACCCCUUAUUGUUUCUAAUAUUUAAGGGAGUGCUCUUUUUUUUUUUUUUUUUUUUUCUUUUUAUCUGAUUAGCUGCAGUAUUCCUUUUGUAUGCAGACGACACUGUAUUUUAUCUUCAUACAACACUGUAGCCAACUCCAAAUUCUGCCCAAAACCUUUGUUACUUUCUGGUCUGUUUGACUUGAAUGGGCUCUUAUUUCCCAAAGCAAACACCAUGACUUAAAACUAGAGAUUGAGAUCAUAAACUCAUUGGGAAAAUAUUUUCUGGGGGAAUAAAUGGGCCUUCAACAUAAAAUUGGCAUGACACAAAAAAAUCAAGAAAACAUGCCUAUUCAAAAAGGGUUGAUACUUUGAUUUGAGCAUGAAGAAGCCUUUAAAAUUAUUUAAUGUGUUGUCUAGUUUAUCACAAUAUGAAUUUGUUGAAUUUGUUCAUUUUCUGUUGGAUGUCAGUGUUAGUUUCAGUAUAUUCAACAUUCUUUGGCCUUUCUUACGUAACCAAACAUUGACCACACUAAGACCUCUUUGAGACUGAAUCAUACUAAAUUUCUAUCAUGUGGCCAACUGCACUUUAUUAAAAAAUAUCCCUUGUGUCCAAACCAUCAAGUAGAAUAACUGCACAUCGCCAAAACCUUUCUGAAAAAUAGUGGCAGUGUGUCCAACCCAUUAGGGAAAAUAAUUGCAAUAUCCGACAUUAAAAAAAAAAGCUGCACACUUGCCAAGCCGUUAUAAAAGAAAAAAAAUUAAAAUAUUCAACUUACUUAAAAAUCACUUUUUUUUAAAUAAAGACUGCAUUUUGUCCAACUCAUUUUGAAAAUUAAAUGUGAAAUGGCCAAACCAUUAUAAAAAAAAAAAAAAAACACCCUGAUCAAUCUGUCAGAAAAAUGGGAUGUGUCUGUGUCUGUGCUGAAUAUAUAUAUAUAUAUACACAUAUAUAUGAUUAUGUAUUAGCCCCCAGGCACCAGGAAAAGUUACUGCUGUUCAGCUAUUGUUAAAAAUAACUGCACAGUGUCAUUAUUUGUUACUUUUCUUAUUAUUUCUCUCCCAUUCAGCAAUCUGUGUUUCUCUACAGCAGAAAGAAGACAUACUCUGGGUGUUUAUUUAAAACUGAAAGGUAGUUUUCUCAGGAAUGAGCACAGCCAGCGCUGGUCCAGGCCGUCACUCUCCCUCCAUGUUGCCUGUUUGAACUCUUUGUGUAGAUAUUCUAGUUUCCUAUAUGUUUUAUUUUGUGUUGGAAUGAAGUACUUGAAUCAAAUGAUGCUCUUUUUGGAUAAUUGUAGAGUUAUAACUGACAAACUUUGUGUGAGACUAACCGCAACGCAGCAACUACUGAACUCUUUGGAUUCAUAUAAUUUGCUGUCCUGAACAAUGUUUGUAUAUUUGAUGUUUUAAUCAGAUGAACUGUAAUUUGAAUAAAACUUAUAUAUACAUACAUAUACAGUACAUAGACGUAUCUAUUAAACUCUGCAAUGGAGCACUGUAAGUCAAAGUAAAAGACUAGGUUUCUAGUUAUUUACAGUCGUUUUGGAACGUGUGCAGUCGACCCAGGCGCUGCCACCUGGAAAAAAGAAAACAUUAAAUGUGACAUUUAAAGAAUGCCAAACCUUGUUGUCCAUACUUCUCUAUCUCCAUGAAGACAAACGUACAGUGCAUGAGAUCAUUCUUGUGGAAAGCUCAUAAUACUGCAACAACAGUCACCCAAAACUUUUGUUAUAAGGACCCCUGGAUAGAAAAGUCAAAUAAAAGGUUAUAUGAGUAUUUAUUAUAGUAAAAAAGUUACAUGUUGCAGUCAAAACAUGAUGUUUACACCUGAAUAGACUUAUGAAAUUUGGGGUAAGUGGUUUAUGGAUGUCAGUAUGAAGUGAAUGUAUUGAGCCAGUCCUCUCAAUCUGCUUAAAUAGUAAGAGAUAGAUGAUGCCAGUAUCCAAAAAAAUCUACCAUAUUUAUUCACACUUGCGACAGUCUGAAGAGAUUGAACCUGCUGAUUUCAACGACAUUCAAGUGAUUUGAAGCUUGCUGUAAUACGGUGGCCCCAAAGGUCAACUGCACAUGCAUUUAAAGACCACAUAAAACAUGAUGCUAAACAAUGAAAACAUUUUACUGAGGCAAGAUUUCAUCAAAAAGUUAUGAAUUACAAAAACAUUUCACAAGUUAUAUAUUGGAUGAAGAUGAAAAAGAAACACAAUUAUUCUAAAAAAUGUGAUGAUCUUCAACCAACAAAUGAAGUUUAUCAUGAAAUAAAAUUUUCCUAGAACAAAAAUAUUUUACAAACUGUGAAUUAAAAAGUUUUGUGAGACAAUAAUAUUUCAUAAGACAAAAACUCAUCCUACCAUAAUUUUAUUCUUGCAUUGUGUUAUUUUUAAUUACGUUUAAAUUUUUGUUUCCAUGAAAUGUUUUUUUGCAGUUUAAUUUGUAGACAAUUUAAAUAAUCUCUCAAGAUUAAUAGCAGUCAACUACAAAAAAAAAAAAAUCCUUUACUCUUGAUUUAUUGAUUUGUGUUUUAAAAAAUACACAAAAAGGAAAAAGUUCUUUUAUUCUGUCAAAGAUAUGAUUAUUGACUGGUUUCCUCCCUCUUUUUUACACUGAAUACUUUUUCACUUUACUUUAUUUUUGACAAAAUGUUUGAACACUACACUUGAAGAAACUGAUUCACAUUUCUAACAACCUUCUUGCUCUAUAUAAAUGAUGACUAAAUCAUCUUUUUAAUCAAAGAAUAAAAUGAUCAUUUUUAGUUGCACAAAGCUGAUGUAAUAAGAAAAAAAUUUAUUUACUUAUCCAUAUUUUUUUGUUCGGUCCUCAGAUUACAGGAAAAUGGAAGUGUACUUUAGUGCGUUACUUGAUGCUCUUGUCACACACAAAAGACAAGAUGAUUUAUUCUGAAGAAAACAUUUUCUAUGAGCACAAAUAUUCAGACCCAGUUUAUUCACAUUAUAUUUUUAUUACUGGUCAAACAUGAGAAACAGUAUUUAAAUAUGUACAUGUUAAUACCUUGGACUUUUAAAUAUGGAACAAUGUUUUGAAUAUAUAGAUACAGCUUACACAGUGACUGAGGACACUACUCAUUGAUAAAAACAUUAAAUGGGAAAAUAUGAGUGAAAAUCAUGUGCAAAACAACAGGCAGGUCAUGGGAUCUCAUGGAUUUGGAGUUUUUUUCCAGAGUAAAACAUGACGGGUAUGAAGAGGCAAAUCCACAGAGGUGACUUAAAGAAUAUACAACAGCAAAUAUGAGACAUUCACAUUACAAUUAGCCUGCCAUAAAAUCAUAUACUUCUCCAAACCGUUUGCUGUUGACUCCAGUCAAUCAUGUUUUUAGCAUCACAAGAAAACUUCAUUUAAUUUGUCGGAAAUCUAGAGGAAAAAAAAAUUGAAAAAUGAAAAUUUACUCUCACAGAUGGUUAUUGUCUUUCAAUAUUUAAAAACAGGAACUUAUAGUUUAUCACAUAAAUACAUGCAUUCCUAUAACUAUGUUUGUAUUUAUCUUUAUGUGUAGAUUUUAUAGAACUGCAAACAGCUGACUUUAGAGCAUGUCUGGGUAAUUAAUUAAAAUCAUUCAUGUAUUUACUGAUGUAGGAUCUUCCCAAGUUAUGGCUAUUCUUCCUAGGGUCUAAAACAAGAAAAAAUACUCAAGGCCACAUAAAAAGUGAUGUGAAAGACUAAAGGAUGAGUCUGCAUAUCUCUGAAAGAGUGUGACUCAGGAAUCAGCAGGUCUAUAAAUAAAUAGACCUGCAAAAUAAUAAUAAUAAAAACAUUCCUUCAUGUGUCAAGGUUUGAAAAUGAAAAUGGUAACAAGAGUCAUACCUGUAUGGUUAAAGUCGGGUCAAAGACACACCUGAAGGUAACUCCAGAGCCCCUCUCAAAACUAUUCUGUCCGUCUCUCACAGUCUCAGUUUGGUUGUCAGUGCAGGGUGUGGCAGCCCGCAGUGUGUCAUCCCAGUUUAUAAAUUCAUCAUGGAAGAACAGAGGAGAGAUGCCAAGCUGCAGGGAGACAUUGGAGGACAGAUUAAACUCUAAUCCAGGUUUGGUUUGAGUCCUGAUCCACUUGAACACCUGAUCUCACCUGUCUGUAAAAAUCUCUCCCAGGUAUCGAGAUAGACGUAAGGAUGACUUUAUCUCCACUCCGUUUGAUCUUCCUCACUAUGUCUUCAUGCUCUGCAGACUCCACAGGUUCUCCAUUCACAGCCAGCAGCAGGUCCCCGUCCUCCAUCCCCAUCUCCUCAGCUGGACUUCCAGCAUCCACCUCUCUCAACACAUGGACUUGAUCACCACAGGAUCACAGGGGAGAAAGACGAAGAGAAUUUAAACCCACUAAUGAUAAGUCAGAGACAGGCCAGGACUUGUCUGAACAAGGUUCCUAUGCAAGUAUGGAAAGUAUGGAAAUAAUUUAAUCAAUUUCCAGGUCUUAAAAAGUAUGGAAAAUGAAGAAUAAAGUAUGGAGAAACAUUCAUGUUUACCACAGUUCUAAAAUACUGUUAUCUAAAAUAGAAAAGUAGGCAUAAUUCUAAAAAGUAGGGUAUGGAAAAGUAUGGACAUUCCACCUGUGUAGGAACCCUGUCUUAACCUUCUUACUCCCACAGUCCA
Molecule: messenger RNA, 28383 nt
Organism: Xyrichtys novacula (pearly razorfish)
Lineage: Eukaryota; Metazoa; Chordata; Actinopteri; Labriformes; Labridae
Source: the annotation of a GenBank genome assembly